Molecule: messenger RNA, 2328 nt
Organism: Symbiodinium sp. CCMP2592
Lineage: Eukaryota; Dinophyceae; Suessiales; Symbiodiniaceae
Source: the annotation of a GenBank genome assembly
AUGGGGAAAAAAUCCUUUGAUGAUGGGCCGGCCGUGACCUUGCAACAGGCAACCAAGAUGCCCUGCCCAUGGUCGGGCAUGGAUGUGGUCAAAGACAGGUUGGUAAAGAACCAACGACUGCUCGAAGGAAUCGAGAAGUCUCCAACCAAGGAUGUUCAUCCCAGUUUGAAGAACAUCGAGAAGAACGCCGCAAUCCUCCGGCCAUUGGUGGAGCAGAUGAAAAGCAUGAAGCGAAUGAGCGCUUGGCCCAUCGAGGUAUAUGGGGUGCUUUGCGUUGCAUUUUACGAAGGGCACAAAGAGUGCUACAUCGGACGCCCUGGCAACGAGGGUUUCAAUCCGGAGUCAUGGGGAUUCCAGCAGGCUUGGACGAUGCAUAAGAUGAUCUCUGCAUUGAGAACGAAAGCACAGCGGGACGCGGCAGCAGCGGAGCUGGUGAGCUUGCUGCGUGAUGCCAAGAGGCUUCGUUUGGAGGAGCUUCAAAUCCAGAACCAGCUCACCUACCCGAAUCCGCCUGAAGGCCCGGAGUAUGCUGAUGAGGACGAGUGCUGCGAGGAUGAUGAUGAUGACGAGGUCUGCAACGACCCGCCUGAUGAUGUGUUUGAAGCAUAUGGGCUUCUGGGUGACACUUUGGUUGACGGGGUGCCUGGUGUGCUGGACGAUGCUGCUGGUGGCCAUUCCGAGAAGGAGACGGGCCCCCCGGUGAGGGUGGAGGCCUCGGCUGCUGGACGUGAGGAUGUUGAGGUGAUCCCUGAUUCACCGGACCCAGCAACGGCAUCCUCAAAACGGCUCAAGACCCAUCUCCUUGAGGGCCUGCGACCGCAUAUGCUGCAGAUGCUGCUGGAGUCCGCUGAGCAGAAGAUGGCCACUGCUUCGACUUACGCUCCUUCCGCUGGCAGCAGGGAGCGCAGAACAAGCACAUCCAGUCUCGAAGCCGCCGUGUCGGUGGAUCUAGGCUCGCCAGUUCAGCUGGACUGCCCUAUGGUGGGGAACACACCUUCUCCGGCCCUGCUCAAAGAUCUCAAAGGAAGUGUGAAUGCGGGAGCAGCCGAUGCAAGCAACGAGGACACGUUGCCGGCAAGCUUCGAGGAGAUGGAAGCAGUGGCUGCAGCAGUGUCUGGGGCGCUGCAUCGCAAUCCUGCUUUGAAGCGGAAUGUGUGGGGGGAUGGUGUUGAGCUUGAGGAGCCGGCAAGUCGCCGGCACUUCCCCACGGAAGAAGCAAAAGCUCCAGAUAGCCCUUUCCCCUUGGCCAGGCGCACACCUGAAGCUUUGGAAAGCCCUUUCCCCCUGGCCCAGCGUACCCCACCUGAAGCUUUGGAAAGCCCAUGCCGGCUUCCCGCGGACCCGGGCUCCCCGUCGGGUGACACACCGAUGCCAACCGUCAGUCCUUUGGAGGUGACGAUCAGAUGCGAAGCCUCGAGCAAGCCCGCCAAGCUAAAGCUGAGCGUGGCAGAGGCGGCAGAGGUGGCAGAGGUGGCAGAGGUGGUAAAGGCAGCAACAAAGGCCGUGGUAGAGCCGUGCAGGCAGACAAGGGUGCAAGCGCAGAUGGGCGAGGUCGCAGCACAGGCCGUGGUGCAGGCCGCGGUGGAGGCCGCGGUGGGGGCCAUGGCGGCAAGGGCCGUGGCAAGAAUACGAAGGGCGGCCAAAUGUCGCCAGAGCGGGAUGGGAAGCGUUGAUGAGGCUGUCGAUGUGCCGCCUGCCCCGGUGAAGGUGAAGAGCAAAGGGACCAAGGAUGGCAACUCUAAGACGGCCCAGCCCAAAGUGGAGGCCAAAUCCAAGGCUAAGUCGAAGGCUAAAGCCAAGGCCAAGACGCAGGCGAAGCGCGGAUUGGAGCCAUCGAUGGAGCCUUCGACCGAGAAGCUGGACGAUGAGGAGAGGCCUGAGAGUGUUCACUCUCCGAUCCGCCCCAGGACCCUUUUCAAGGGCUGCAGCCCUAGCAAGCCUAUCUUCAACACGCCAGCGAGACGUGUCAAGAAGGAUGAUCGCAAUGCCAAGGGCCGAGGUAAGGGUAAGAAAGGUAAGGCUGCGAACUCGAAGCCUUCCCAGCCCUUUGCUUCCGAGUACCUGCGCCAGAACCUAGACACGCUUCCGAACUCCUUCGCCCGCAGACCGAUUCCGAGUGGUGUGCCAGCGUUGGAGCGUUAUUGCCGGAUGGUGAGGUCUUUCCAGGAACAAGUGGAGAAGGAGCUAGAGCCGGGAAUGAAGUGCAAGGCUGAGUACGAUUUCUGGAACAUGGUCACCGAGUUCAAAGGCUCCCACCCCCCGAUCGACUCCGACGAUUACCGCUACAUCGAGCAAGUGCGAGAUGUUUGCAACGAGAACCUCGGCUGA